AUGACAGCAGUACUGUGGAUUCCAGUCUGGAGACCAUACAAUGCAACAGAAGUAGCUGAAACAGAAGGCCCACUUGAUCUGACUACACACAACAGAAGAAAGGCUACAAAGACAGUGCCUACAAUAUAUCAGCCACAAUACCCAGCAAAGUAUUCAGGACAUGGAGUGAUUAUGUCAUCUGUGGCAAAAGCAGCUCCUGUAACAGCUGAAUCCACUUCCUGUGAGGCUACAUCUCAAUCGCCAUUGAUUAAACGUACCAAGAAACAAAAGGGAGAACGGUUUUCAGAAGAGGGGGAAACAGGUGUGACUAUGUCAGCUAUGGGAGAAACAGCAUCUGUGUCCACCUUCCAUGAUGCAACACCAGGCAGGGCACCAACUGAAUAUACCAAGAAGCAAACAGAAGGAGAAGACAAGCAAGCAGAUGCAAGCAGUGCCCAGCAGCCUUCACCACUGCCAGAUUUUGGCAUCCUGGGGAGAUCUGAGGAAGAGUUGCUACCAUGGCCUCUCGUAACACCACAGGAUGUUGAGUACUACAUUGGUCUUCCGUUAUAUGCUAGUAUUAGCAGCUCACUGGGAGUUGCUACUUCAAUACAUGCAGAUGCAGACACAUCAGAGGAAUCACCAAGUAGAAGAGGUAAGCUGUUACCUCGAGUUUCUAAAAUUACCUUCACUAUAGACAAAAACCAACAGUAG
Molecule: messenger RNA, 693 nt
Organism: Schistocerca gregaria
Lineage: Eukaryota; Metazoa; Arthropoda; Insecta; Orthoptera; Acrididae
Exons: 5
Coding region: 1-693 (230 amino acids)
Source: RefSeq, a predicted model, not a curated record